This is a messenger RNA of Penicillium salamii, 1743 nucleotides long. NCBI's taxonomy places the organism in Eukaryota, Fungi, Ascomycota, Eurotiomycetes, Eurotiales, Aspergillaceae. The record is from the annotation of a GenBank genome assembly.
AUGUGUGGAAUUAUUGCGCUGAUCCAGGCGAACCCCUCAUCUUCGGCUGCCGUGGACCUCCACGAGGCACUCUACCUUCUCCAACAUCGGGGUCAGGAUGCAGCCGGUAUCGCGACUUGUGCGUCCGGGGGUCGGUUCUACCAACUGAAGGCCAACGGCAUGGCUGCCAAGGUCUUCCAGGACGGUGCCAAGGUUGCCAACCUGCCUGGCUUCAUGGGAAUUGGUCACUUGCGGUACCCGACUGCGGGAUCCAGUGCCAAUGCCGAAGCCCAGCCGUUCUACGUCAACAGCCCCUACGGCAUUUGCUUUGCCCACAACGGUAACCUGAUCAAUGCCGGCGAGCUCCGGAAACAUCUGGAUCUGGAGGCCCACCGUCAUAUCAACACCGAUAGUGACAGUGAACUCAUGCUCAACGUGUUCGCUGAUGAGCUGAGCGAAACCAAAAAGGCCCGUGUCAACCACGAGGACCUCUUUGCCAGCUUGACUCGCAUGUACCAACGCUGCGAAGGUGGCUGGGCUUGCACUGCUAUGCUUGCCGGUUUUGGUAUUCUGGGUUUCCGUGACUCAUACGGUAUUCGUCCCCUCAUCCUGGGAUCUCGCCAGUCAUUGGACGGACCCGGUAUGGACUACAUGAUGUCCUCCGAGUCUGUGGCUCUGGACCAGCUUGGCUUCACCAACCAACGUGACAUCCAGCCCGGUGAGGCUGUCAUCAUCGCCAAGGGUGGUGAGCCUGUCUUCCGUCAGGUGUCACCCAAGCGCAACUAUGCUCCUGAUAUCUUCGAGUAUGUCUACUUCGCUCGCCCCGACUCCGUCAUCGACGGUAUCAGUGUGUACCGUAGCCGGCAACGCAUGGGUGACCGCCUGGGUGCGCGUGUCCUCGACGUCCUGGGCCCCGAUGUCGUUAAGGACAUCGACGUGGUCAUCCCUAUCCCUGAGACUGCCACCACGUCUGCUACCAAUGUGGCGCAGUAUCUGAACAAGCCCUACUGCCACGGCUUUGUGAAGAACCGUUACGUCUUCCGCACAUUCAUCAUGCCGGAGCAAAAGACACGGCAAAAGGGUGUUCGUCGCAAGCUCAACGCCAUGAAGGCUGAGUUCAAGGACCGCAACGUCCUCCUGGUUGAUGACAGCAUCGUUCGUGGUACCACGAGUCGUGAGAUCGUCAGCAUGGCUCGGGAAGCCGGUGCCAAGAAGGUUUACCUUGCCAGUUGUGCUCCCGAGAUCACCCACGCUCACAUCUACGGUAUCGACCUUGCUUCUCCCCAAGAGCUCGUUGCCCACAACCGGGAUUCCCAGGCUAUUGCCAAGCACAUCGGUGCAGAGGCAGUUGUCUUCCAGACCCUGUCCGAUCUUAAGGACUCCUGUGCGGAAGUUGCCCGUGAGAACGGUCAGCAAGAACCCAAGGACUUCGAAGUUGGCGUGUUCUGCGGCAGCUACGUUACUCCCGUCUCUGCUGGCUACUUCGAACACCUGGAGGCUGUCCGUGGUGAGGGCCGUAAGGUCAAGGCGCUCGACAAGGCCAAGGAGGCCGUCUCCCAUGGCUUUGCCAACAUGACCGACUUCCAGAUCGCCGCCAACGGAGUUACCAUGGACACCAAUGGCAAGAUCAUUCCUGCUAAUGGGGCAAACUCGAUUGCUGCCGCCGCUGCCGAGCGUGCCGGCAACACUGAAGACCACCCCAACCCCAAGGUCUCUGACCGCAUGGAUAUUAGCAUCCACAACAUGGCUGACCAUCAUGAAUGA